AGCAGCAUCUUGUGCGUCAGAGAGGACGUGGUAGGAUAGUUGGAGCGCGCGCCCGCCCGCACGAAUAGCAAUAACAGCAUUUUCAGCCACAUCGCUCGAUUCACGCCAUGCAUAUAACACGGGAAAAUGAAACGGGACUGGCACGGCAUAGAAUGUAAGACAUUUGUCGUGUAUCUUACCUCUUAAUGCUUCCUAUAAUUUAUGAUUAACAAGAUUUGGGACGUUGCAACACAGUCACCAGAUCUCAGGGAAUAAUUGAGUGUUAACUGCCACAUACCCUAAUUCACCUGAGCAGCAUGCCAGAGCAGAGUAACGAUUACCGGGUGGUGGUGUUUGGAGCAGGGGGCGUGGGCAAGAGCUCCCUGGUUCUGCGCUUCGUUAAGGGCACCUUCAGGGACACCUACAUCCCAACCGUGGAGGACACCUAUCGGCAGGUGAUCAGCUGCGAUAAGAGCGUAUGCACUCUGGAAAUCACAGAUACCACCGGCAGCCACCAGUUCCCUGCUAUGCAGCGUUUGUCCAUCUCCAAGGGCCACGCCUUCAUCCUGGUCUACUCCAUCACCAGCAGGCAGUCGCUGGAGGAGCUUAAGCCCAUCUAUCAGCAGGUGCUGUCCAUAAAAGGCAACGUGGAGAACAUCCCCAUCAUGCUCGUCGGUAACAAGAGCGACGAGACCCAGCGAGAGGUGGAGACCAAGGAGGGCGAAGCUCAGGCAAACAUCUGGAAAUGCGCGUUCAUGGAAACAUCGGCCAAGACCAACACCAAUGUGAAGGAGCUUUUUCAGGAGCUACUCAACCUGGAUAAGAAGCGUGACAUGAGCCUGAACAUGCGCUCCAGCAAGCAGAGACGUGCAGACAAGCUGAAGGCCAAGUGCAGUGUGAUGUAGAAGGCGGAUCCACUAUCACAUCGCUCAGCGUGUAACUGACUCCUCGAAAAUGUACAGAAGUUCCUCACCUUAAAUCGCCAUCCCUCUCGGUCGUAAUCAGGUAAUCUUUAGUGCACAUUUGAACCGUCAAACAUUUCCCUUUACUUUUGUCUGUUCUGGCUCCUGUAGUGACUCGGUGUAGAAAACUAUAAGAGCUGACACAUGAAGCAGAGAGGAUGUCUCAUGAUUAUCAUACACCCUCGCUCUACUGCUUUGUGUUGACUUUGUAUUCAAUUCAAGACAGACCGUAUCAUCAAUGUGGCCAUUUUUAUGUAAGGCUGUGUCUGUGAUGGUAGCUGACUGAGUUGAAAUGCAGACAGAAAUGUCUUGAACUGGUUCUGCAUCGUAUGGGAUUCUCAUCCAAAGAUAGAAAAGGCCUGAGCACAGCUAAAGAGGCAACACUAUCUGCUCUUCCAAAGUACAUACUAUAGCAGCACAAAAGUCUAUUACAAAUCAGAAAAUAUUUAGGGACGACGGACAUUUUUAGUUACCGGCUUGCCAGUGAUGUAACCUGGUAUAACAGAGUAAAGUGCAUAAUGCAUGUCUGAUGAUAUAAAACUAACUUCAUAUUAAAUGUGAUUGACAUUUUUUCAUCAAGAACAGAGCUAUACCUAAUUGAAGCACAGUGAGUACGUUCUAAAUGUGAUAAUUUCUAAAAGCUUUUUUUAUUUUAAUUUUUUGUGAUGGGGAAGGGUUUGGGGGUUGUCGAUUGGUGUUUUUAUUGGUUUUGUUUUACUCUGAUUUGUUUUUCAAGCGCUUAUGGCACUUGGAAAUCUAAAUAUAUGCAUUUUAUCAUUUAACUGAAACAUAUAUCCUGUAUGUGAAAUAUAUGUGUAUUAUCAGCACUAAUGAAAGCCCCUGUACAGCCCUAGUUUUUCUGUCAGUGUCUAUAUUUCCUCUGAUAAUUUAAUGCCAUUUGCUUUAGCAAUACAUGAUAUAAAAGCACUUUUAGAAUCUUGAGCACAUUCAAAACACAGAGCGUGAACCUUUACGAAAAUGUUGUUGUAAAGCACUCUGCGUUUACAACUUUACUGCAGAUACAGUGUUCAUUCAAUAAAUAUUGUGAGGGACCAGAAAAAUAAAGAAGCACAAACAUAAGGGAAACAGUGACUGCUUGUGUUCUUUU
Xyrauchen texanus (razorback sucker) is the source of this 2049-nucleotide messenger RNA. Its product is annotated as GTP-binding protein Di-Ras1-like. The transcript is spliced from 2 exons. The record is from RefSeq and is a predicted model, not a curated record. Gene Ontology annotation, biological process: signal transduction. Lineage: Eukaryota; Metazoa; Chordata; Actinopteri; Cypriniformes; Catostomidae. Gene Ontology annotation, cellular component: plasma membrane. Gene Ontology annotation, molecular function: GTPase activity; GTP binding; GDP binding. Bases 297 to 884 code for a protein of 195 amino acids.